Brassica oleracea var. oleracea is the source of this 1388-nucleotide messenger RNA. Its product is annotated as alpha-latroinsectotoxin-Lt1a-like. The record is from RefSeq and is a predicted model, not a curated record. The transcript has 2 exons. Gene Ontology annotation, molecular function: protein binding. Lineage: Eukaryota; Viridiplantae; Streptophyta; Magnoliopsida; Brassicales; Brassicaceae. Bases 18 to 1388 code for a protein of 456 amino acids.
UGGGACCCUUACAAAAAAUGGACCACAGAUUGUUUGAUGCAGCUCGUUCGGGAGACAUGACAACAGUUCAGUUGCUACUUCAAGAAGAUCCUCUUCUUCUCGACCGUUUCUCUAUGUCUUCACUAGAGAAUCCUCUCCAUGUCUCAGCAUUCUCCGGCCAAGUUGUAUUCACGGAAGAAAUCUUGCGUGGCAAGCAAGAUUUAGCUCUGGAGCCGAACCAACAAGGUUUUACUCCUCUUCAUAUUGCUUCAGCCUCAGGGAAGAUAGAAGUUGUUAGAGCUCUCCUACGUGUCGGCCCGAAUCAUGUUCUCUGCCGCUUGAAGGACAAAGACGGUUCAAUUCCUCUUCACUGCGCCGUGCAGAGAGGGAGAAUCGAGGUCGUAAAAGAGUUGGUUUCUUCUUUCCCCGAAUCUCUCAAGGAAGUAAAUGCUUCUUUUGAGACACCUCUUCAUGUUGCUGUUAAGAACAAUCAAGUGGAAGCUACAAAGCUGUUGCUUGAAGAGAUCAAGAAACGUGACAUGUCACCAGAGAUCCUUAACAUGGAGAAUCGAGAAGGCAAUACAAUCUUGCAUCUUGCAACUCUUGGGAAACAGCUUCAGAUUGUGGAGAUGUUUAUUGGUGACGAUGCAAUACUCAGAGGAGUAAAUGUAAACAGACAAAACAGAAACUGGUUAACACCAAAAGACAUACUAGACGUGGUUAUUGAAACCGAAGGAGGAAGUGUUUCUGAGUUGUACAGAGUUAUUCAAAUAUUUCAGACAGUUUCAGCAAAGAACGCACGUUCGGAACGUCCACGAUUUAAACAUAAUCAACCUACUAGAAACCCGUUUCGCAUGAUAAAGAAUCAUAUAAACGCCGAGAUUAAUAACUCAACAAACGAACAGCGAGAAACUCUAAUGAUUGUUGCAACACUCAUAGCAACACUUACAUUCACUGGAGGUCUUCAGCCUCCAGGAGCUUUCAAGAGUGAAGACGCUAACGGUGGUUCAAACGCGACAAACACUACAAGGGCAACAACAUCACUAGGCAGAACUUUGGAUAACAUUUUCGGACAAAGGAACAGCACUGCGGGACAAGCGAUCAUGGCGGAUAGACGCGUUCACUUCACUCUUUACUCUGCCUUUAACGCGAUUGGGUUCUUGGUAUCGGUGGCAAUGAUAUCUCAGCUUACGAAAGGGUUUCCUCUGAGAAACUGGAUGAGGCUUUGCAUUAUCUCAGCUGUGUCUGCUUAUUGUCUUGCAAUCGUCUACAUUGCACCAGAUGAGGAUGUGUUUUGGGUCGUGGUUCUUUCUGUAUCGUUGCUCUUGGUUCUUCGCGAGCUUUACUUUUUCAUCAAAUCGUUGUACAAUGGGAUCAAGGAUGCAACGCGUGAAACUUCAUCUUCUUAA